Molecule: messenger RNA, 3612 nt
Organism: Cotesia glomerata
Lineage: Eukaryota; Metazoa; Arthropoda; Insecta; Hymenoptera; Braconidae
Exons: 3
Coding region: 1-3612 (1203 amino acids)
Biological process (GO): DNA repair; telomere maintenance
Molecular function (GO): DNA helicase activity
Source: RefSeq, a predicted model, not a curated record
AUGUCUGAACCUAACCAUAAGCCUUCUUUUCUUCAAAUAUACUUUGUUGGUGAUGAAUGUCAUGAAAGAGACAUCCGUUGUGGAAUUUAUCCUGGCGUUUAUCCGGAAUUAGUUCAUCAAUUGCAGAAGUUGUUAUAUCAGCAUAACAAAUAUCUUAAGGAUUUUAAGGCUGCAAUAGAUUCAAUUCCUAAAGAUCAAAAAGACUUCAAAGUAAUAAUUAAUGCUGACAGAAAACCGGCUGGAGAACAUAAGGGCCGUUUUAAUGCUCCUCAGGCAAAAGAAGUUGCAGUUCUCAUUGUCGGACAGGAUUUCGAAAAAAGAGACAUUGUUCUUCAAAGUAGAGACAAUAAGUUGAUGCGAAUUAGUGAAACACACCGCUCAUAUGAUGCUUUACAAUAUCCUUUGAUGUUCUGUUAUGGAGAAGAUGGCUAUCACAUCAAUAUAUCUAAGCGUGACGAGACGACUAAACUGCCUCUCGAUAAGACAGUAUCUGCUUCGGAAUUUUACAGCUUUAGGAUUAUGGAGCGUGAGAAUGAAGUGUGCUAUUUAUUGCGAUUCCGCAAUCUUUUAAAUCAAUUUUUAGUUGACAUGUACGCAAAAAUUGAGACUGAAAGACUUAACUAUAUUCGUAACAACCAAAAAAAACUGAGAAGUGAGGAAUACGUUCACUUGAAAGAUGCUUUGUCAAAAAAUGAUGAACAAUUAUCAACAAUGGGAAAAAUGGUUGUGUUGCCUUCUUCUUUUACUGGAGGACCCCGUUACAUGCAUGAGCGAACUCAAGAUGCAAUGACCUAUGUACGUCAUUAUGGACGGCCAGAUUUAUUUAUAACAUUCACCUGCAAUCCUAAGUGGCCGGAAAUAACGCAGCUUUUGAGUGAAGGUCAACAGUCUUAUGAUAGACAUGACAUCGUAGCGAGGGUUUUCAAUAUGAAAGUGAAACAUAUGAUAAAACUUCUUACAGUAGGUCGUAUCUUUGGUGACACAAGGUGUCACAUGUACACCAUAGAAUGGCAAAAACGUGGACUCCCUCAUGUUCAUAUUUUAUUAUGGUUAGAAGAGAAAAUGAGACCAGAGUCUAUUGACCAAAUUAUCUGCGCUGAGUUACCUGAUCCAGACAUAAAUCCAGAUCUUUAUCAAAUUAUCAAGACAACCAUGGUUCACGUUCCAUGUGGAUCUUUCAACUUAAAAUCACCCUGUAUGGUUGAUGGUAAGUGCACAAAAAAUUUCCCAAAGGAAUUCUUAAAAGAAACUCAAACAGGAGAUGACGGAUAUCCCAAGUAUCGUAGACGAUCACCAGCAGACGGAGGAAAAACUUUCAAACUUAACGGAGUUGAAAUCGACAACCGAUGGAUAGUGCCGUACAAUCCCGUUCUAUCCCAUACCUUCGGGACUCAUGUUAAUGUUGAGAGUUGUAACUCCGUAAAAGCCAUAAAAUACAUCUGUAAUUAUUUAAAUAAAGGAUCUGACCAAGCAUCGUUUACCGUUCAGGACUUUGAUGAGGUGACGAAGUACCAGGCGGGACGUUACAUCAGUAGCUCUGAAGCAGUCUGGCAAAUAUUUCGUUUUCCUAUUCAUGAUAGGUUUCCUUCGGUGAUGCAUCUUGCUGUACAUCUUGAAAAUGGUCAAAGAAUUUAUUUUACUGAGCAAGAUGUGAUUGAAAAAGUAAUUAAUCCAAAAAAAACAACACUAAUGGCUUUUUUUGAGCUUUGCCAAGUUGAUGACUUUGCAAAAACUCUUUUGUAUGUUGAAGUUCCAGCUUAUUACGUAUGGAAAAAUAACCGCUUUAAUAGAAGAAAAAAAGGUAGGGUUUAUACCGUGCAUCCCGGAAAUACUGAAUGUUAUCACCUGCGUCUUCUCCUACAUGAGAUUCGAGGUCCUACAUCAUUUUCUGCUUUGAAAACUGUUGAUGGAGUGAUUCAUCUAACAUUUCAAGCAGCAUGUAGAGCACUUGGUCUUCUAGAAGAUGACGCUAAUUGGUAUCGCACUCUGGAUGAAGCUUGCAUCUCUGAUUCGCUCUACAAGAUCCGUGAGCUGUUUGCCAUUAUGUUAUUUUUUUGUCAUGUUGACGACCCAUCGAAAUUAUGGGAGAAAUAUCGAGAUUAUUUUUCAGAAGAUAUAAAGAGAGAGGUAGAACGAGACGGUGGAAAUGUUGAGCUGUUACUUGACGUUAUUUACAACAAAUGUCUCAUACUACUUGAAGAUAUUGUUAUAUCAAUGUCUGGAAAAACACUUCUUCAGUUCGGCCUCCACUCUCCAACCCGAGAUGAAAGGUUAAUUGUCACUAAUCGUCAAUAUUUGCGUGAAUUGGCUUACGACACCGUCUAUUUAACUAAAGUUGUAGCUGAAAAUGUUCCUAAAUUAAAUCUAGAACAGAGAAAAGUUUACAAUGAAAUUUUAAAUUCGAUUAUAUCUGAUUCUGGGCAGUUGUAUUUUCUUGAUGCUCCAGGUGGUACUGGAAAAACGUUUUUAAUCAAUUUACUGCUUGCGAAAAUCAGGAGUGAAAAAAACAUCGCUAUAGCCGUUGCUUCUUCAGGAAUUGCUGCGACUUUGAUAGACGGAGGUAAAACAGCUCACUCUGCCUUUAAAUCACCUCUCAAUUUAGGUUAUUCUGAGUCUCCACUUUGUAACAUCUCUAAACAGAGUGAUAUGGCUCAUGUGCUGCGAGAAACAAAAAUUAUUAUCUGGGACGAAUGCACUAUGGCUCACAAAAAUGGUAUUGAAGCUCUAAACAGAUUGCUCAAAGAUAUUAGAGGUUGCGACCGAAUUAUGGGAGGAGUAACUGUUCUCUUGGCCGGUGAUUUUAGACAAACUUUGCCUGUUGUGCCACGAGGAACACGUGCAGAUGAAGUUAAAGCCUGUAUUAAGUCAUCAAUUUUAUGGCCUUCGGUCAAAGUUUUAUCUUUGACUAUCAAUAUGCGUGUUCAUCUUCAGCCAAAUUCGAAAGCAGAAGAGUUUUCAACAAUACUGAUUGAUAUAGCUGGCGAUAAUUGUAGUUCAUGGUUAAAGGAGAGAGCCAUCCUCACACCAACCAAUGAACAAGUCAAUUGUAUUAACAACUUUUUGCUGGAGAAACUGCCAACUGAGCAAGUAAGAUAUGAAUCGGUGGACAAAGUACUGGAGGAUGAAGAAGCUGUCCACUAUCCUGUUGAAUUCUUUCACACACUCAAUCCACCAGGGAUACCACCUCAUGUUCUUCAACUCAAGAUUGGCACUCCAAUAAUGUUGCUCCGCAAUUUAAAUCCGCCAAAAUUAUGUAAUGGUACCAGGCUUCAAGUCAAGGUCUUACACAAAAAUGUCAUUGAAGCCAUGAUUUUCACCGGAAAAUAUGAAGGAGAAACUGUAUUCAUUCCAAGGAUCCCUCUGAUUCCAUCAGAUUACCACUUCGAAUUUAAACAUCUGCAAUUUCCUGUCAAAGUUUGUUAUGCCAUGACGAUUAACAAGGCACAAGGGCAGAGUUUAAAGAUGACUGGUAUUGAUUUAAGAAAUGACUGUUUCUCUUAUGGCCAACUAUACGUGGCAUGCUCAAGAGUAAGUUCACCUGACAGCUUGGUCAUUCUUCAACCAAUAGGAAAAACGAAGAAUGUUGUAUAUAAAGAAGUUUUAAGUAUUUAA